AUGCUGACGCCCUACGACACGCAGUCAUGCGCAUGCGCCGCGUUUGACCACAGCGGGCUGUACCUGUCAGUCGGCGGCGCCGACGCGCGCGUGUACGGCUCCAAGCAGGACUGGGCGGUGGUGAAGGAGUGGGCGGACGUGGGCAAGAAGGGCGUCACGGCGCUCAAGGCGGGGCCGGACAUGCGGAGCCUGCUGGUCGGCGGCCACGACCACAACCUGCGCGUGUUUGGGGCGGCGAAGUGA
Monoraphidium neglectum is the source of this 243-nucleotide messenger RNA. RefSeq lists its product as hypothetical. The coding region runs from base 1 to 243 and encodes 80 amino acids. Gene Ontology annotation, molecular function: ubiquitin protein ligase activity; protein binding. Gene Ontology annotation, biological process: mRNA splicing, via spliceosome; DNA repair. Gene Ontology annotation, cellular component: cytoplasm; U2-type catalytic step 1 spliceosome; Prp19 complex. The transcript has a single exon. The record is from RefSeq and is a predicted model, not a curated record. Lineage: Eukaryota; Viridiplantae; Chlorophyta; Chlorophyceae; Sphaeropleales; Selenastraceae.